GUAGAUGAAUGUCGAUAGUGAUAAAUACGCAUGAAUUAGCUGUGCUGACGUGGCAAGGUGAAAAAAAGGGCGACUAGGGUUUCUUUGCUUUUCCACCAAGUUUGAUGCCGGCGGCGGCUUCUCCAGUCCGUGGGGAAGGGAUCUCGGUGUCGGAGAAGGAUGAGGUUGCUCCGGGGAUUGAAGAGAGUCAGGUCGAGGAGUUUCCAGCGUUGACAAGGAUGGAAGAACAAGUGGUUUCGAAGAAUGGUUUAGGGGGGAGUAAGUCAGGAAAUUUGCAGGAAGUGUCAUCAUCGAAUCAGAAUGGUAAGAGAUCGUUUCUUCAAGUUGCUCAGAAGCUAACUUUUACCCGGCAAAAGUUUGUGGUUUCAACAGUAGACGGGUGUGAGAAGGUAGUCGUCCCAAAGGAAGUAUUUGUUGGUGCAAAACCAAUUUGGGAGGACUUUCUGAUUGGGAAAUUUCUGAAUGAAAAGGCACCACAUGUCGGGAAGAUUCACAUGAUUGUGAAUAAGAUCUGGAGACUUGGAGAUAGAACCUCUCUCAUAGAUGUCUAUGAGGUGAAUGAUUAUACAGUCAAGUUUCGUAUUCGGAAUGAAGGAAUGAGGCACAGAAUUCUCAACAGAGGCAUGUGGAAUAUAAUGGAUAUCCCUAUGAUUGUUUCGAAAUGGACGCCAUUUACAGAAGAGGCCCAGCCAGCCAUAAAGUCUAUUCCAUUAUGGGUUACUUUAGAGAAUGUCCCACCAACCAUGUUUACAGACAAAGGUUUGGAGUUUUUGGCUAGUGCAGUGGGAGAGCCAAUUAAACUACAUCCUAAAACAGAGGAGUGUAUCAGUUUCGACGAGGCUAAAAUACUAGUGAAAGCAGAUUUAACUAAAGAUCUCCCAUUGGAACACACUUUCACGGGUGAAGAGGAAGGUGAACUGGAGUCAACCAUUAAGUACUCGUAUCCAUGGCUGCCUCCACGUUGCUCCGGCUGUAAGAAAUGGGGUCAUCUAUACUCAACUUGUUUAGCUGCCAAGGCUGUAGUCGAGAAAGAUAAGCAAGUUUCAGACUCUCCUCAAGUGAUUAUCGAUGAAAAUGUACCAACAAACACACAGGUGCAGACUGUUGCAGUUUCGGACAAAGAGAAUCAGACAUGUGAGGAGAACAAAAAUCAAACUGUUGAAGAAGAUCAGAAGGAGGAUGAAGUGGAAGGGUGGAUUACUCCUAAAUCGGGUCGUAGUAGUCCGGGUAAAGGACAGAAAACUUUACAAUAUGGCGAAGUCUCAAUCUUAUCAAACGCUUGCUCUGUUUUGGAGGUAGAAGAAGACGGAACAGAGCAGAGGAAAACAGUGGACUCACUGGAGGGACACGCUGUUACUGAAAUUGCGCAAGAAGAGGCUCAACUGAAUGUGACUAUACGUAAUCACGAAGCAGCUGCAAAGGGCCAUCACUAGAAGGAGAUAUCUCUGCGACCAUCUUUACCAUGACACUCAAAAACGGCUCACAAAACACUAGCUCAUCUUCCAGCUCCAUCGGCUAGAGAUCCCUCUAGAGAUUUAAGUAAGAAGACUACCCCGAAACUUAAUUAAUGUCGGGUUUUUUUUGGAAUGUUCGCGGUCUAAAUAAAAGUUCAAAACAUUC
Arabidopsis arenosa is the source of this 1620-nucleotide messenger RNA. The record is from the annotation of a GenBank genome assembly. Lineage: Eukaryota; Viridiplantae; Streptophyta; Magnoliopsida; Brassicales; Brassicaceae.